GCAGAUAUAGUUGUUAGAGGUUAUGGUGGGUAUAACACGAGAUGGGCUUUGUUUUUACUUGAUCACCUCUUUCCUCUGAGCUGUCCAACACCUCCUGUUGCUGCAACUAUAUUUUUUGGCGCUAAUGAUGCAGCCCUCCUGGGAAGAUCAAAUCAACGACAGCAUGUGCCUGUUGAAGAGUACAAAGAGAAUCUCAGAAAAAUUGUUGAUCAUCUAAAGGAAAGUUUAUCCAACAUGCUGGUGGUAUUAAUCACUCCACCUCCUGUCGAUGAGGAUGGACGGAAAGAAUAUGCACGAUCUGUAUAUGGUGAGAAGGCUGCGACACUACCAGAAAGGACAAAUGAGAUGACUGGCGUCUAUGCAAGGCAGUGUGUUCAGUUGGCUCAAGAGUUGCAUAUUCCUUGCAUUAACUUAUGGUCGCAGAUGCAAGAAACUUCGGGAUGGCAGAAAAAGGUUCCUCAGUGAUGGCUUGCAUCUGACAGCAGAAGGCAAUAAUGUUAUUUACAAAGAAGUCCUGCAAGUAUUCAACAAUGCUCAUCUCUCUGUUGAAGAGAUGCCUUAUGAUUUCCCUCAUCAUUCUGAGAUUAAUGGGAUCAACCUGAAAAGGUGUUCCAACAGAAAAUCUAAAUGUUCGCUUGCCUUUCUGUUCUGUGAAAUUCCUGAGCUACUUUAAACUUCCUUAGAUCCUUUAGGCAGACUGUUACUGUGAGAUAUUAUUGCCUAAAUUGCUUGAUUCUAUUGUUCUUGGUCAUUAUAUUUCUUGGAAGUACAGUAUGUUUGACAUGCCUUUGGUCUUUGCGCCCGUCUCCU
Messenger RNA from Phoenix dactylifera (date palm), 810 nucleotides. The record is from RefSeq and is a predicted model, not a curated record. Lineage: Eukaryota; Viridiplantae; Streptophyta; Magnoliopsida; Arecales; Arecaceae.